AUGGCCCACCCCCAAGACUCUUCAUCGUCGUCGGUGCCAGUUCAGGGAAGACGGUCUGGGCAGAGUCAGACUCACCAAAGAGAAGCAUGGACCAUGCAAAACAGCGAUGAUAAUGGUUCUCCAAGUCGCGAGCCAAGCUCGGAUGCUUCAAGCUUUUGUCAGAACUCAAGAACUUCAGAAUCUUCAUUAGUCAACGCCCCCGACAGUCCUACCCAAGAUGAAAGUGAUGAUUCAGUUAUCUCACCUCUACAAAAAAGCUUCGGCAACGAUUCCUUGCAGGGCAUAGGAGGGGAUUUAUAUCCUCCGGGAGAGGAGCACCUUCUGGGACUCAGCCAUUCCAACGACUCAUCUGCGCAGGAUCAGUCGGCGGACUCGGGCGAAAAUAAUGCAGCUCAGGCCGACGGUACUGUAAAAAUCGGCGAGAACGAAUCGAAGAAGUGA
Molecule: messenger RNA, 441 nt
Organism: Endocarpon pusillum Z07020
Lineage: Eukaryota; Fungi; Ascomycota; Eurotiomycetes; Verrucariales; Verrucariaceae
Exons: 2
Coding region: 1-441 (146 amino acids)
Source: RefSeq, a predicted model, not a curated record